Messenger RNA from Myotis daubentonii (Daubenton's bat), 3423 nucleotides. It is a transcript of the gene POLL, whose product is annotated as DNA polymerase lambda. Gene Ontology annotation, cellular component: nucleus. Gene Ontology annotation, molecular function: DNA binding; DNA-directed DNA polymerase activity. The transcript has 8 exons. Gene Ontology annotation, biological process: double-strand break repair via nonhomologous end joining. The record is from RefSeq and is a predicted model, not a curated record. NCBI's taxonomy places the organism in Eukaryota, Metazoa, Chordata, Mammalia, Chiroptera, Vespertilionidae. Bases 827 to 2605 code for a protein of 592 amino acids.
AGUAGUUUCUCUUGCUCGACCCCUGGGUGGCUGGCCGGGCCUGAGGCGGACCCUGCCCCGGACCGAAUCCAGGGGGUGGGGCGGGGCCCUCCGGGCAGGGUCCGGACAAGUCUCCCCUCCUGUGGCCUCCAGCUGGGAUCGUCGCCAGCACGCUCCAGCUGCGACCGCGGCGGAGGCCCCACACCUGCCGGCGUCUUCACCCCCAGCUGUGAGGCUGAGACGCCCCCAGUCCCGGAAGGCGCCGCACACCUGCUGUUGCUGUGCCUGGUCUUCCCGCACCUGCGGGCUGAGCACCGCCACGCCGAGAGGCCUGCGGCCAGGGCAGGUGCGGGGCGUUCCCCUGCCGGCCUCACUUCCCUCCCUCACGCUCGCACCCCCAGGUUUUCCUCUGCGGGUCAGUGAUGGGGGUAGAGUAAGACGAUGUGGCGUUUGUGCGGAGUCCCACUCAGUCUCCACUCCUCGUGGGAGCCCAAGGCCUUCCUAAAGGCAUCGCUCCAUUUCCUAACUUGGCAUCCCCUUUCGGGAGACCCCUUUGGGGUGCAGCAGGGCAGACACUGCGCCGAACCUUUAGAGCAAUCCCUCUGAGGAAUGAUACCGUUUAGUGCCCCCUCCCCCAAGUUCCCCCAGUAGUUUCAUUCUUCCCCCCCAUUUCCUCCAAUACUCUGACUUUGAAAGGCUGGUGAGUGUAGAGCUCGGCUAAGCAACUGAAGUUCAAAUGGGGUUGGGGAGACCCUGGAGAACUGGGCUACUGCCCCCAAGGCCUGGUCAGUAGAGAUCCUACCUCCAUAGUCAAAGGACUUGGGGAACCCCAGUUCUAUGUUUCUACAUGACAGCUGCCCCGAUCAACCCUCAAACAGAAAGGCCAGGAUCCAGCCAUACCUCAAUGGACCCCAGGGGCAUCUUGAAGGCAUUUCCCAAGCGGAAGAAAGUCCUUGCCAAUCCAUCAUCAAAAGCACUGGCAAAGAUUCCCAAGAGGGAAGACGAAGAAGAAGCAAGAGAGUGGCUGAGUUCCCUACGGGCCCAUGUUGUGCCCGCUGGCAUUGGGCGAGCCCGGGCGGAACUCUUUGAGAAGCAGAUUGUCCAACAUGGUGGCCAGAUAUACUCUGCCCAGGCCCCAGGGGUCACUCACAUUGUGGUGGAUGAUGGCAUGGACUGUGAGCGAGCCCUUCGCCUCCUUAGACUGCCCCGGCUGCCCCCAGGUGCUCAGCUGGUACAGUCAGCCUGGCUGAGCUUGUGCCUGCAGGAGAGAAGGCUGGUGGACACGGCAGGAUUCAGCAUCUUCAUCCCCAACAGGUACCUGGACCAACCACAGCUCAGUAAGGCCGACCAAGACUCUCCUCCCGGAGCUUGUGAGGCUCUGCUCAGGACAGCCCCCUCUCCUCCCCCUGCUCCCCCUAGACCUGUAUCCCCUCCCCAGAGGAUAGAAGAAGCUCCAAACACCCAAGCCCAGCCUGGCUCGGAUGAUGACACCAGUGAUGGGGAGGAGACCCCAGUUAGCGCAGCUGAUUUGGAAGCCCUGAUCAGUGGCCGCUACCCCAUCCCCCCUGAGGGAGAUGGUGACCCCAGCCCUGCCCCUGAGGGUCUGAAAAAGUGGGUCUGUGCACAGCCUUCGAGUCAAAAGGCGACCAACCACAACACCCACAUCACAGAAAAGCUGGAAGUGCUGGCCAAAGCCUACAGUGUUCAGGGAGACAAGUGGAGGGCCCUUGGCUAUGACAAGGCCAUCAAUGCCCUCAAGAGCUUCCACAAGCCUGUCACCUCCUACCAGGAAGCCUGCAGCAUCCCUGGGAUUGGGAAACGGAUGGCCGAGAAGAUCGUAGAGAUCCUAGAAAGUGGACAUCUGCGGAAGCUGGACCACAUCAGCGACAGCGUGCCUGUCUUGGAACUCUUCUCUAAUAUUUGGGGAGCUGGAACCAAGACUGCCCAGAUGUGGUACCAACAGGGUUUCCGGAGCUUAGAAGACAUCCGCAACCAGGCCUCCCUGACUACCCAGCAGGCCAUUGGCCUGAAGCAUUACGAUGACUUUCUGGAACGCAUGCCCAGGGAGGAGGCUGCCGAGAUCGAGCAGACAGUCCGGGAAUCAGCUCAGGCCUUCAGCCCUGGGCUGUUGUGCGUGGCAUGCGGUUCCUACCGACGGGGGAAAGCAACGUGUGGUGAUGUGGACGUGCUGCUCACUCACCCGGAUGGCCGAUCUCACCAGGGCAUCUUCAGUCGCCUCCUUGACAGCCUUCGGCAGCGAGGGUUCCUGACUGAUGACUUGGUGAGCCACGAGGAGAAUGGUCAGCAGCAGAAGUACCUGGGUGUGUGCCAGCUCCCAGGACCAGGGCGACGGCACCGACGACUGGACAUCAUCCUUGUGCCCUACAGCGAGUUUGCGUGCGCCCUGCUCUACUUCACCGGCUCUGCCCACUUCAACCGCUCCAUGCGGGCUCUGGCCAAGACCAAGGGCAUGAGCUUGUCGGAGCACGCCCUCAGCGCAGCUGUGGUGCGGGACACCCGAGGUCUCAAGCUGGGGUCUGGCCGAGUGCUUCCCACCCCGACUGAGAAGGAUGUCUUCAGGCUCCUAGGCCUGCCCUACCGAGAACCCGCUGAGCGGGACUGGUGACCCACGGUCGAGGCGGGAGGGGCACCCACUGGCCCAGCUGCCCCACCUGGCUAUCAGGACUCCUCUCUAGCCUCAGCUGGCUAAACCUCACACUUCCAUCACCAGCUCCCUGGGCCCGAGGGAAAGGGCCAGCCUCGCUCCCGGGGUCUGCCCUGUUCUCCCCAAGAGCAGGCUGCUCUCCCUUCUGCACAGCUGCCCUUGGGAGAAGCUUGCACGUGGCCCCACGUUAAGCAGGAACAGCUGGCCCAGGCAUCCCCUUCCUCUAGCCUGAGGAGGGUCUAGCUGCUGGCGGUGGGAUGGGGCUGCAGGGGGAGAGGCAGGCAGCUCUGGCCCAGCAUUACCCAAGACCCUUUGGAGCAGGAGAAUGAACCACUUCGCAUACUCCCUCUACCCACCCCACUUCCUGUGCAGCUGGAGGUGUUGGGAGAGGGUGCCUCAGGCUCCGUGAGGACAGCAUUGGCAGGCCCAGGGGCCCAGUGAAGUGCAUUUGACAUUCAACCUGCCUGGUGUCUGAGCUGCUGUAGCCCCUGUCUGCCUUCUUCCACCCAGGGGGGCACGGAGAGGGGAGCUGAAUGGGAGCCCAGAAAUGCAAGUUAGCUGCUCUUUAUAUAGGCCAGGCCUGAGUCAGCUCCUGAACUCAGAAGGACACUGGGGGACGUGAAAAGGGAGAAUUCAUGGAGUCAGGCGUUUAGGGGUGCCUAUCUACCCAUCGGCAUCUCCUGUGGGCCUCCCCUAGAACAGGCCAUCAAUGAUUCUCAUCAUUGAUGUUUCUGUCUCCCUCUCCCUUCCUCUCUAAAAUCAAUAAAAAUAUAUAUAUA